AUGCACUACAUCCUCUUCAUGCGUGUGUACUAUAGGGAAACAGAAAUGUCAAUGAAAAUUAUUGCAAAAACUCGGGGAGCUUUCCAAAACUUAUUUGUUGACGACAGAAAGGCCUUCAUCAUAAAAGCUGAUAGCAAGAUAUGGCUUACUUUCCUUCUGGCUGUUUUUGCAGGAGUCCUACAUUGGUGUCACAUAACAACUCUUUUUGAAAAUGACCGUCAUUUUUCUCACCUGUCAACGCUAGAAAGAGAAAUGGCUUUUCGCACGGAAAUGGGUCUUUAUUAUUCCUACUUCAAGAUCAUUAUUGAGGCACCAUCGUUUUGGAAUGGAGUAUGGGCAAUUAUGAAUGACAGACUAACUGAAUAUCCCUUAGUGAUUAACACCUUACAAAGGUUCAAUCUUUACCCAGAGGUGGUCCUUGCCAGCUGGUACCGCAUAUAUACUGCUAUUAUGGAUUUCCUUGGUGUACCAACAAAGACAUGUUGGACUGUAAAUAGAGGAAAAGGGCUUAGUCCUGUUGAAAGCUGCGAGGGGUUGGGAGACCCUGCUUCCUUUUAUGUUGCUGUGAUUUUUCUUUUGAAUGGAUUAAUGAUGUCACUGUUCUUCAUAUACGGUACAUACCUCAGUGGGAGCCGUCUGGGAGGCCUUGUUACUGUGAUGUGUUUCUUUUUCAACCAUGGAGAGUGCACUCGCGUCAUGUGGACUCCACCUCUUCGUGAAAGUUUCUCAUACCCUUUCCUUGUGCUUCAGAUGUUACUUUUGACCUAUAUUCUCAGGAUUCCGAAUAUUAAUACAGGAAGCUUGAUUGCACUGUGUGUUUCUAAUAUCUUUUUCAUGCUUCCCUGGCAGUUUGCUCAGUUUGUUCUUCUAACACAGAUAGCUUCAUUAUUUGCUGUGUGUAUUAUGGGUUAUAUUGACUCCUGCAAAUUACAGAAGAUACUCUCUGCUCAUAUGGUAUCUCUUGUAGUGUGUUUUAUUCUGAUGUUUGGUAAUUCAAUGUUAUUGACAUCAUAUUAUGCUGCAUCUUUAGUAGUUAUCUGGGGAAUUCUUGAAUUGAGUCCAAAAGUCUUGAAGAGUGGCAGAAGAGAAGUCUAUCUAUGGGUCAUUGAAGGAUGUGCCUGGUUAUUUGGGACAGUCGCCUUGAAAUACCUAACUUCUUUAGUGUUUGGAAUAGCUGAUGAUGCUCAUAUAGGAAAUAUAUUAAAAUCUAAAUUUAUUGGCUACAAGGAUUUUGAUACAUUAAUGUAUACCUGUGCUGCAGAGUUUGACUUCAUGGAAAAAGAGACUCCAGUAAGAUACACAAAGACUCUGCUAUUACCAGUUGUUCUGGUGGUUUUGGGGGUAAUCAUCAAAAGGGCAAUUAAAUAUCUUAUGUGGGCCUUAUCUCAGGCAGGCCAAUAUGAAAGAGAGGAACGCUUUAACCAUGGUGAGCUGGUAUACCAUGCAUUGCAGCUGUUGGCAUACAGUGUCCUAGCAAUUUUAAUCAUGAGACUAAAACUGUUUUUGACACCACAUCUGUGUGUUAUGGCUUCCUUGGUGUGUUCAAAACAGUUGUUUGGAUGGCUCUUCUGUAAAAUCCAGCCCAAAACAUUGGUCUUUGCUAUUUUAGCAUUGAUGGCAAUAGAGGGAUCAGCAAACCUUCAAACUCAGUGGAACAUCAUGGGAGAAUUUAGCAAUUUGCCACAGGAGGAACUCUUAGAGUGGAUAAAAGUCAGUACCAGACAAGAUGCAGUUUUUGCAGGAGCAAUGCCUACAAUGGCAAGUGUUAAAUUGUCUACACUUCGUCCUAUUGUAAAUCAUCCUCACUAUGAAGAUGCAGGAUUAAGGGCCAGAACUAAAGUAGUGUAUUCCAUGUACAGUCGAAAACCUGCAAAAGAAGUAAAAAGAGAAUUGAUAAAGCUAGGAGUGAAUUAUUAUAUUCUGGAAGAGUCAUUGUGUGUAAGCAGAAAAAAGCCUGGUUGCAGUAUGCCUGAAAUUUGGGAUGUUGAAGAUCCUGCUAAUAGCGGCAAAAUUCCUUUAUGUACCCUUAUGAGCAAGGAUUCCAGGCCAUAUUUCAUCACAGUAUUUGAAAACAGCAAUUACAGAGUUUUGAAGAUUCCAAAGGAAUAACAUUUCAAUGCAAAGAACCAUCAGUCUUUCAACUUUUUAAACUAGUAACUACAAGAAUUCUAAAUCAGAAAGACCUUUUCUACUAGACUUAAAAUGGAAAAACGUGUAUUUUAUUUUUUACCAUUUUAAGUGAAUUCUGAUUAUAGAAAUAUCUUAAACCUAACAGUUUGGAUUUCUAUUUCAGGGUCAGUCCCUUGAGAUUUGCUAUGCAAAUGAUUAUAUGUUUGCACAUUUUAUUUAACACUGAUCCAAAAAGAGUUAAAAGUAGCUAUGGAAAGUAACUCCAUUCUCAAAACCAAUGAUAUUGUGAAAUGGGACUGUCAGAAUGUCUUAGCAAAGCAAGUUUGUUUAAAGCUUUGGUGCUAGCAGCUAGGAAAAAAGGAAUGGUGCUAUAGCAUCUGGCAUGACAUUUCUCAUGUCACUUUCAUUACCCAUCUCCCCUCUGGACAAGGUGAUACUAGCAAUUCUCUUAAAAGUCACAUAGUUUCACUAGUCAUGUCAGAGAGAGAUACGUUUUUUCUUUGAGAGGAUUAAGAACAUUUGUCAUUUUGGAUCGCUUAACACAUGCUUUUAAGCUUGCUUUUGAAAUGGAAAAGUUUGUAGACAGACUUGAAACUUCAUUAUUUAGGUGCAUGUUCUUAGAAUCUUAUUGAUAUUAAAAAAGAAGACUAAUAAGGGUAAUAUUUGCGGUGAGCAAUAGUUUAGCUUCUCAGUGUCCAAGGAUUUUUAGCAUUCUUAUUCAUUCAGAAUAAGCUGGCAUAAUAUACAUGAAAUUUUUAAGGAAAAAUGCUUUAUUCAGGAGAAAUCUGUCAUAGCCUUAGAAAGAUACUAAAAUAAAUCCUUCACUGCCUUAACUAGACCUUCAGCGCCUAACUUGGUAAGAAAUUACUUUCAAAAUUUAUGCCCUAUUUUCUUUCCCCAUGUAUUAGAUCCUGCCUGCAUUUUAUCAUCAGCAUUAAAGAAAAAUGAAAUUUAACCCAAUUGUGAU
Molecule: messenger RNA, 3097 nt
Organism: Nipponia nippon (crested ibis)
Lineage: Eukaryota; Metazoa; Chordata; Aves; Pelecaniformes; Threskiornithidae
Source: RefSeq, a predicted model, not a curated record